AUGGACGAGAAAGCAGCUCCUGGGGCCGACAGCCCCCCUGGUCCGAGGCAUCCGCGCGCCCGUGAUGCCAACGUUGAACAUCACCAUGCUCAUCAGUAUGACCCUACCGCAUUUGGUCGUCAUAGUCUACAGAUCAGUCAGGCUUCACAGCCUGCUUCGGAGUUUCAGCCUGAAGGUCAACGACAGUAUGGGAUCGUUCCUAGCACAAGAGAUGGAGACGUGCUCGAUGAGAAGAGGCCACAACCACAGAAUCCGCCAGACAUCGACACAUUCCGCCGCCCGGCCUCAGCACCACACAACCAACCAUCAUCCCCACGAUCUCCAAAGAAACACACCACCAGACCAAGCCAUGACUUUGACCGUCGCUACGACGGCCCCUUCAGCCGGCCAAGCCUCGCCAUGACCCGGCGAAGCUCGCUCUCAGCCACACGGCCGUCAACGGACCCAAACACACCCCGCGCCGGCGAAGCCCCCGGCACGGCCGGUGAUCCUCCCCGAACCCUCCCGGCCUUCCAUCCAACUCCCCCACCACUAAACUACACCCUCCGCACCCGAAAGACAGCAAUCGCUUUGUUCUGGACCCUCAUCCUCUUCGACUCCAUCGCCAUGCCGAUAGCCCUGUACUUUGGCCUUUGGUACGGGGUUGGCCCGGGGACCAACACCCCCACGGAAAAGAAGGAGAAACUCUCUCCCAACGCCGUCUUCUCCAUUGUCACCGCUGCCGUGGGUGGCGCCAGCAUUGUAGAGUACUUUUUGCGCUUCUGGCGACUUUGGCGCAAGGGAAGUAAGUGUCGUGUCAUCGGGGCGCAUAGGUGGUACCUCGACUGGUUUCACUGGAACUUUUCGUUUGCGUGGAUCAUCAUCAUGAUUGAACUCAUCGUAGGCACCGUCCCAAGAAACCCCCCAAUCCGACUCCUCUCCAUGCCCGUCCCAACAAUGCUCCUCGUCUUCGGCACCCAACUCCUCCUAAUCGACGCCCUCCGCGCCCUCCACAUCCCCUCCCCUCUCCGCAUCUCCUCCGUGCCCCGCAGAGCCCAGCUCCGACCAGGCAUCUACUCCCUCAUCGAAGACGUCUGCGCCGUCGACGGGUCCGGCGGCACGGACUUCCGCGUCGCGCUCGAUAGGCGGUACGAGGCGAGCCACGUCUUUCGCGCGAUGCUGAGGCGGUUGGGUGUGUUUUGGGCUGUUGGCGCUGAGGGCUGUGCUGUACUUUGUACGGCGCUGAUUUUCGGUUUGAGGAGCGGGGAGGCGGCGUAUGUUGUUGGGUGGUCGGUGCCGUUUGUGUGGGCUGGUGUCUGGACGGUUGCGACGUUUUGGUAUGUGAAGAGAGAGUUGAGGCGAGAGGCAGAGGCUUGGAGUGAGGAGGUCGCAAGGAAGGGGGUCGCAGGGUCCAUGUUCAUGGCGUCGGUUUGA
Molecule: messenger RNA, 1413 nt
Organism: Colletotrichum abscissum
Lineage: Eukaryota; Fungi; Ascomycota; Sordariomycetes; Glomerellales; Glomerellaceae
Exons: 2
Coding region: 1-1413 (470 amino acids)
Source: RefSeq, a predicted model, not a curated record